GAGAUGAAAUAAGUAGAGCUCCGCCGCACAGCAAGAAAGAAAGCAAGGACUGACAAUCUAUGUGUCUGAGAUAAUAACCCCCAGUUAGACAGGAUAUGUUGAGAAUAUCCAGCUGGACUUUGGGACGUUUUCUGGACUCACAAUCGAAGGAGUUGCCUUUUUGUCCACAUCUAUGUAGGACGUGGCGACUGCACUGAACAAGUCUUUUUGCCGCAAAAGAAACGUGCAUUUUUUUUCAGCUAUUAAAACGCGCAACAACAACGACACCAACCUGGACUACUCUUUUGAAACAGGAAUGGUUUAUCCUCCUGAAGGUUUAUUCUACAUCGAGAUGGAUCAAGCACCACCAGCUCUCCCUCCCAGGUCAACAAAGCCAGUGUCCUCCACCACGAACAACAACUGCAUUUCGCCACCUACAUAUACGCUACAGGACGCCGAAUGGUAUUGGGGAGACAUAACCAGGGAUGAGGUCAACGAGAAGCUCCGAGACACGCCUGACGGCUCCUUUCUGGUGCGUGACGCAUCCACAAAGCUGCAAGGAGACUUUACGCUGACAUUAAGGAAAGACGGGCACAACAAGCUGAUCAAGAUUUACCACCGUGAUGGGAAGUACGGCUUCUCGGACCCCCUCACGUUCACGUCAGUGGUGGAGCUCAUUUGGCACUAUCAGCACCAUCCGUUGGUGGAAUACAAUGCCACACUGGACCUAAUGCUCACACAUCCUGUGUCCCGCUUCCAGCAGGUGAAAGAGGACAGCGUCGAUGUGGCCGGAAGAAAGCUCAAGGAAGUGCACUGUCAGUAUCAGGAGAAGUCAAAGGAGUUUGAUCGUCUUUAUGAAGCCUUCACAAAGACAUCACAGGAGAUCCAGAUGAAGAGAACGGCAAUUGAGGCCUUUAACGAGACAAUGCUGAUCUUCGAGGAGCAGUGUCGUGAACAGGAGCGCUACGGGGAGGAGUUUGAGAUGAACAAUCAGUCUGACGGAGCCGACAAAGACCUGGAGAGUUUUCUGAUAAAUUAUGAGAAGCUGAAGUGUCGUCUCGGGGAGAUCUAUGACAGCAAAAUCCAUCUGGAAGAAGACUUGAGGACGCAGGUAGAGGACUACAGAGAGACGGACAGGAAAAUAAACAGCUUGCGGCCUGACCUCAUCCAGCUACGCAACAUCAGAGACCUGUACCUCAACUGGCUUAAUCACAAAGGCGUACGGCAAAAACGCAUAAAUGACUGGCUGGGGAUACUGAGUGACAGCCUCGAUGACACAUAUGUGUUGAAGGGAGACGAGAAGAAUCUGCCGCAUCAGGAUGAGACAAACUGGUUUGUUGGUGAACUGAGCCGGACGCAGGCCGAAGAAAUGCUUCAAGGUAAAGCACCCGGAACGUUCCUGAUCCGCGAAAGCAGCAAACAGGGAUGCUACGCCUGCUCUGUUGUUGUGAAUGAAGAAGUGAAGCAUUGUAUGAUCUACAGCACACCACACGGAUACGGCUUUGCUGAACCCUACGACGCCCACUGCUCGCUCAAAGACCUUGUCCUGCACUAUCGCCUGCACUCCUUAGCGCAACACAAUGACGCCCUGGAUGUUCGGCUGUCGCAUCCAGUACACGCCAAAGCCGCAGCCACGCCUUCUCAACACGCAGAGGAACACAAACUCUUACAGACUCCUAAACACACAGCGGGGCUCCCGCCGGCCGCUCCAGAAAUGUAAUCCAACGGAAAGAGACAAACGGACAUGUUUACUGUAUCCUGCGAGAACGACUGCAUCGAGGUGCAUUGUGUAAAGUUUUGCACUACAGUGAUUCCAUCGGCUUUUGUGAAUGGGAUUUCACAGAUUGAAGUGGGACUGGAACUUGAAUGUCAGCUUUGGGUUUUUUUUGUUUUCAAAGAGACUGUUUAAGCUUUUUUUUUUUUUUUUGUACUUCAUUUAUUGCCGUUUGUUUAAUGGACACCUUUCCGGUAGGGAUGUCGACAACCAGAACAUUGCUCACUGACAUCAUCAGGUGCUGCACCUUUGUUUGACUUCAACUUAUACAACCAGAGUUGAUGUUCCUAGAGAUGUCCCUAGUUAAAGUGUAUUCCGUUCUGAAAAUUUGACCAAUAGUUUUAGAAAUAUAUUUGGUUUCUAUGGAGUUAUAUUUGUGCCUCAUUCCUGAGCGUGUGAUUGCACAUUUUUAGCACGGGAAAAUAGUUUUUUGGACACACAUAAAUUAUAUUUCGUAGAGAAAUUAUUUGUCACGCGUCCUCAAUGAAUUUAUUUACCUGUUUGCUAAUAUCCACAUUAGCACACAACGAUAACCUCUUUCACUAACAUUUCACAUUUGCCCUCUCAAUGUGUAAAUUGAAAUCAAUCUUUGGCAGAGGAUACUACAUCUCAUUUUCUAACAAUGUCAUGAGGCUGUUCAUAGUAAUUAGUAAAUUACAUCAGCUAUUAGAGACAGUUCAGGGCUCUACAUGUAUAAUGCCUUAGGCGUGUAGCUGGCAAUCACCAAGGAAGCCAACCAUGGAUGUAUAAUUAGACCUGGAUACAGCGUUUGAAGUGGGGCCAGAAGCCAAAAAAGUUUGACCUCCCCUGUAUAAAAUUAACCAGAUAUUCCACAACAUUGGGCUCAUGGAGCAAACGCAGUACAGGCGUCCGCUGGUCGAGCGGCUAACUUCCAGUUUAGCCCUCCUCUAAUUUAUAUGGGAUUAAAUUGACUUAAUCUUGCAACUCCUCUACUUUCCAAAUGUUACCAGACCGAAUGGAUGAAAUCCUGAUAGCGAAAUCAGUCAUAUCACGGGCCUGUGACGCUCAGACGUCUCUAUCACAACUUAGGUCUAUGGGAAAGUCAUUGGUUUUUAUUUAGCUACUGCAUAUAUGGCAGACGCUAGCUAUCAACCUACUAAAAUAGCUUGGCUGCAAGCUAAUAAAGUAUAAAUAAAGGUAGUAAAGCUAGCUAUCUCACCAAAACUGUAUAAACUACUAAUGUGGAGGUGAUGGGCUGCUUAUCUUCGAGUGCUUCCCUACCCCCCUAGUAACCGUUAAUACCACUAACAAUCAGAUUGGAGACACAACAGCCAGUCUCUCUGAUUGGCUGGCAUUGUGGCACUCUGUCAAGUAGAGUGCGCAGAGCGGAGAUGCUGGGAGUAACAGAAAAAAAGAGCUAGUGCUCACUCACAAAAAGCAUUGAGAGGCGAAAUGAGUAAAAUUCCUUAUGUGGAUAAUAUGAAAUAUUGUGUAUGGAGCACGAAAAUGUUUUUUGUUGCUCAAGUUAAAUAAUUCUUGACAAUAAUUUCUCUACAAACUAUUAUUUAUGUCACUGUAACAAAAAUCUUUCUCUGUGCUCAAAAUGUCCCGUUGCAAAGCUCAGGAAUGAAAGAAAUAUGUUGCUACUACUUAGUGCAUUUGCGAGGGGGGAAAAUGGUGCUGUAAACAGGCUGUUUCCGUCAUACUGGUCUGGUGGACCAAACCAUUUUUGGGGGAAAAUGCCACGUGUGAAUAUGUGAAAAGUCGUGGUGCAUCUUGACAAUUUGCCCCUUUCUUAACAGACAUUCAUAUACAGUGGAUAAUUAUGUAGCAUUAACAUCCUGUAGAAUACCAUUGUAAGAGCAUACUCAAUGUUAUACCCAUUGACCAAAGCACUUAAUAGUGAGCAAAACUACAUCCCUGUUGAGUCCGGUAAUUGCAUUUGGGCAAGGGGAGGGCGAUUCAUGUACACCUGCUGAUGUGCUGAUCAAAACAUAAUCUGAAGUACUGUAUGUUAUAUUCUGUUACUCAAAGAAGUAUAAGCUUUUUGUAUUCUAUAUAUAUUUUUUCUAUAAACAUGCCACAAGAUGAAAGCUUGAAGAAAGUGCAAUCCAACAGUAUUUCUAUUGUUGCAAUGUAUGACGAUGAUGAUGGCGGUGAAGGUAAUGCUGUUAUGAGAGGUUGACAUUUGCCACAAAAAUGCACUCUCUUUGGUGGUGUCGGUAUGAUGUGGCCUCCGAUGUUUGUGUGAACUGCCAGAGGUCCGGAAGUAUCCUGCCUCCAUUACUUGAACUGUGGCAUUGCUCGAGCUAUGAAUGUUUUUCAUGACAUGCAGCCUACAUAGCUUAAGAGGAAAGGAAUCCAUGUUGAACUUGGCACAUUUUUCAAGUUUGAGGACAAUAGAUACUCUGUACAGAGAAAACUGUAAAAUGUAUUUCUGAGGUUGGUUUGUGGAAGGAGGGUGAUUCAACCUCUUAUAAAAAUAUAACUCCACUGGGGGAUUGAGGAAACUCCUCGGGUGAAGCUAAGCAAUGUGAGAUCCUGACCUUUUUCUUGCUGAAAGACAAUAAACUGAUGAGGGUUUUGUCAA
Messenger RNA from Epinephelus moara (kelp grouper), 4304 nucleotides. RefSeq names its product phosphatidylinositol 3-kinase regulatory subunit gamma-like. Gene Ontology annotation, molecular function: 1-phosphatidylinositol-3-kinase regulator activity. The coding region runs from base 296 to 1699 and encodes 467 amino acids. NCBI's taxonomy places the organism in Eukaryota, Metazoa, Chordata, Actinopteri, Perciformes, Serranidae. The record is from RefSeq and is a predicted model, not a curated record. Gene Ontology annotation, cellular component: phosphatidylinositol 3-kinase complex. Gene Ontology annotation, biological process: insulin receptor signaling pathway; phosphatidylinositol phosphate biosynthetic process. The transcript is spliced from 10 exons.